Messenger RNA from Arachis duranensis, 309 nucleotides. Its product is annotated as rac-like GTP-binding protein RHO1. The transcript has 4 exons. Gene Ontology annotation, cellular component: cell projection; cell cortex; plasma membrane. Gene Ontology annotation, molecular function: GTPase activity; GTP binding; protein kinase binding. Lineage: Eukaryota; Viridiplantae; Streptophyta; Magnoliopsida; Fabales; Fabaceae. The coding region runs from base 16 to 270 and encodes 84 amino acids. Gene Ontology annotation, biological process: small GTPase-mediated signal transduction; establishment or maintenance of cell polarity; cortical cytoskeleton organization. The record is from RefSeq and is a predicted model, not a curated record.
CUGAGUUGAGACAUUAUGCUCCUGGUGUUCCAAUUAUUCUUGUUGGAACAAAACUUGUUUUUUCUAGAUCAUCCUGGUGCAGCGCCUAUCACCACAGUGCAGGGUGAGGAACUGAGAAAACUUAUCGGUGCUCCAGUUUACAUCGAAUGUAGUUCAAAAACACAGCAGAAUGUGAAGGCUGUUUUUGAUGCGGCCAUCAAAGUAGUUCUCCAGCCUCCAAAGCAGAACAAAAAGAAGAGAAAGGGUCAAAAAACCUGUUCCAUAUUGUGAUCUUCUCAGUUCUAAAUUGGUAGUUGGCAGAGGAUAACA